GACAACGUUAUUAUUUCUUUAGAAACGCUAUUUUGAUCGACACUGUAGGAUGAAAGUUUUGCUCGCUUUCAUUCAGUCAUUUGUAUCAUUGUGAGGUGACUUUAUUUCAUCUAUAAAUUCUACACUUGAAUUCAGAUAUCUUUAAUGAAAAUAUGAAACUGUAAGAUUAAUACCCUUUCUGCUAAUUUCCUGGUUCCUAUGUGUGAUGUUUCGGAUGUAAACACAGGUGUUAAGGACACUUUUGGAGAGUGAAGUCACCGGACUCAACAUGUGCUGCGGUAUGCUUACAGUCAUUCUUCAGUUCUUUACUUUCUUUUUUUGCUUCCAUUUUUCUAUCUCUUCUUGUCCUCCUGAAUUCAAAGAACUUUGUACUUGUGGUUACGUUAAAUAUGGUUUGGACAGAAAAUUUGUUACUAACUGUACUGAUUCUGGAUUUGAUAACGUAUUAAUGUUGAGAAAAAUGCCUCCUAUGACUGAAAUACUUGUGUUUGUCGGGAAUGAAGUUAAAGAUUUACCCCUCAAUAUCUUUGGACAAGAAACUUUAUAUAAAAAACUACACACCAUUGAUUUUUCAAAUAACCAUAUCCAGACAAUUAAAGGUAGAACAUUUCAUAAUGUGGGCAAUGUGACAAAACUUAUCUUAAAUGACAACGAUUUAUAUAUAGUGUUUAAAGAUCAUCAUCCGAGAAUGUUUAGCAAUUUUGUGAAUUUAAGAGAGUUGCAUCUUAAAAAUGCUUUUACAGAAAGGGUAAAAGCGGGUGACUAUUUGAAUAAUUUAGUACAGAUUUUCGGAAACAGCAGUUUGAAACAACUUCGUGUUUUGAAUAUGGAAAAUAACGAAAUUUCCGGAAUUGAUCCUGGUGAAUUCUGUUUUUUGCCAACUUUGGAAGAACUGUAUAUGGGAAAUAACCGUUUGAAAGAUUUGUCUUUGAGCUUCAGUUGUCUCACGCAUUUAAAAUUUAUUGAUGUCGGGCAUAACUUGAUAUCCAAACUUAGUGAUGAAACUCUUCAAAGUUUGGAAACGAGACGAUCUUUAAGAUUGAAUUUAACUGCUAAUCCUUUUAAUUGUGAUUGCAAUUUAGUGAAUACGUAUGAAUGGAUGAAAACUACACCACUUAAUUUAAUUCAUCACGAUUAUUAUUAUUGUUAUGACGGCUUUCCCUCUAGCAAUAUUGGACAAUCAGUUAUGGCUAUUGCAGUGGAGGACUUGCAAUGUGAUCCUACUUCAGUCCCAAAAGAAUAUCAUUCAUCUGCAUCGUUUGUUGUUAUGAUUAUUGGAUUAAUAUGCCUUUCUAUUCUUUUAAGUGUACUUACAUACAAAAACUGGCCUGUUGUAAGUAAUCAUACAAGACGAAUUAUACGACCACUUCAAUGUAAAUUUAGUUAUGUAUCUUUAGAAAGACAAGAAAACAUAAUGGAUGUUUAAAUAUUUUAGUGAAAAACAUUUUUGUAUUUUUGAUACUUAUCUUUUUACACUCAUUCCAUUUAAUGCUGUGGAAUCUUUGCCACAUUGAACAAAAAUUUUUGAAUGAUUUUGCCUUUAAUCAUGCAAUGAAUUUCCUAAGUAAGUGUAAGAAUAAUUUUAUUUUUGCUUUAUUUAUUACACAUUAUUACUAAUGUUUUUUAAAAAUUUUAGUAAUAACACAUAUAAAAGUUUCAGCUUGUUUUAUUAGGUUUGUUUACUUAUUAAAAAUAAUGUAAAUUCUUCUUUUUUAUUUGUUAGAAAUGUAUCAAGUUGUUGAUUUAAAAAUGCUAAUUAUGGUAGCUAAUAAUUUAACAUUACUGAUAAUGAAGACAUUUAUAGAAAUUAUAGAUAAUUUAUAAAAUGUCAAUUACUGAUAUAACUUCGAAGCAGAAUUUGAUAAUUUCGAGGAUAUUAAAUGAAUUUUUAAUUAAGUUAUAAAUAAAAUGUAAUGCUGUGAAA
Parasteatoda tepidariorum (common house spider) is the source of this 1924-nucleotide messenger RNA. Its product is annotated as trophoblast glycoprotein. Gene Ontology annotation, cellular component: membrane. The record is from RefSeq and is a predicted model, not a curated record. Gene Ontology annotation, molecular function: protein binding. Lineage: Eukaryota; Metazoa; Arthropoda; Arachnida; Araneae; Theridiidae.